AUGACAACCCAUACCUGUACCACUGGACUAUCGGCUGAUAUAGACAUUGGUCAGAGAAAAUCCGGUGGAAGCUAUGAGGAUAGUUGUCAGAAUACCAUAAACAUCCGUAAGGUUGAUAAUAGACCCACUGCUGGCUACAAGAGAUACACUCACACACUUACCGGAGGGAAUUCGGUUGCUGGAAUAUAUUACAAUAAAGAAAAACAAAAUGGUAUAGACCUAUCUGGUGGUGAAUAUAAAAAAAAUGUAACCAUAUACUAUCUAGACUAUGAUGCCACUAACGCACUUCCCCUAAUAGUGGGACUUGAAAGGACCUAUAGUGAUAACUAUUACUACUAUAAAAAGACAGAUUAUUUAACUUCCGAUCGAUGGAAAGAUGAAUACGGAGUUAACAAAGAAAGUGAACUCUCUUCAAAACUUACAUCCAUCACUAGUCAGCUAAAACUAAAACAACUUGUUGUACUAAAUACUAGUCAAACUCAAGGAAGUUACUUUGCCAAUGGAGAAAAUAAUGCACCACCAGCAAAUCUAACUACUCAAAUUCAAGUCACCGAGUCUUCCACAGAACAUCAAAUCUAUAAAAAGUACAAGCACACUCCCUCCCCAGGAAUAUCCGUUAUGAGACUCCUUUAUACAAAAGAUGCUAAUAACAAUAACAUUCCAUUUGAGUCACCUGUAUAUAGAACGAGCUGUAGUGAGGCUUAUGUAUACUACUGGAACGGAGCUACUCGUAGUUCUAAUCCCCUAUUACUUGAGUUAAAGUCGAAUCCAUCUUCCACAUAUUACACAGUACAUAAAACUGGAAGAACUGACAACAAAUGGAGGCUUGAAUCUAGUAUAGAGACUAGUAACAUUAAGGACAAACUGGAUGAACAGAACUGUACUAGAAACAAUGCUCACAUUAUGGACAUUUCAAAGGCAAGCAAAUCUGGUUACACCUGCCCCUGUUGUAAGUCUAAGCAGAUUGGACUUUCCAUCCAUGGUGAAAAAUAUUUCUACUACUAUCAUAAUAUUUAUGGUGGUUUUUUCUCCAGAUUAAAGAAUGGAGGAACGGAGCAAACUGGAAUUAAGUUUCCAAAGGGUACCACUCGAGUGUAUGUUUAUCACUAUCCAAAAGGAUCUGAAGGAAUUCCACUUCUCAUUCACUUCUUAAAUAAAUGGUACCAAAGGGAAUCUCUAGAAUCUAGUAGCUGGAACGAUGUCAAAGUUGACCCACCGACAUCUCCAUUUAAGAAGGACAAGAUAUUAAAGCUUCUAGAGGCUAAAUUGCCAGCUGUUGCCGUAAACGUCUGGGAGGGAAAUGAUCUUAAGACAGGUGGACAACAUAGUGAGUAUGACGAUCCUUCUGGAAGUAAACAAAUUAAAGUUACCAGAGAUGAUGUGGAAUCUGAGGAAGAAGGCACCGGUUAUACUAGUUUUACUCAUUGUGUUCAGGGUAAGCCUAAUUUUAUAGUUAAGGAGGUCAAAUACGGUAGUUCCUCUCUACAAGGUAUAGAUCCGAGUUCCAUUCUUAAAACUGUAACAGCCUACUACUCUGGUAGAUCUGAGUUUAAACUCGAUAACCUUCUCAUGAUUGAACUAGUGAAAAGGAAUGGUCCUAAUAAUUACGCAUAUUAUAGCAGGAAAAACGGAGGAUCUACUUGGAGAGUGGAUCGAGAGCAGGCGAACAAACUAGGAAAUUCUGAGCUUACUCAAAAGCUUAAGAACUUAAAGGAAGAGCUUGACAAGCCAUCUAGUCCCUCUGGACUUCAGGGACUUAAUGGUGCCGGUGGACCUCAAGCUCCUGAUAGAGGUGAAAAGAACAUUUUUCAGAAGGCACUUAAUUUCAUUGAAUCUCACCCUGCUGAAAUUGGUGGAGUCGGUGGAACAAUAGGAACAGGUAUUCUUGGUUUUGGUACAUGGAAACUAUGGCCCAAAAUAAUGUCAUGUCUAAUCACUAAGACACUAUAA
Molecule: messenger RNA, 1950 nt
Organism: Theileria equi strain WA
Lineage: Eukaryota; Apicomplexa; Aconoidasida; Piroplasmida; Theileriidae
Exons: 1
Coding region: 1-1950 (649 amino acids)
Source: RefSeq, a predicted model, not a curated record